UUAUCUUUUUAUUUUGUAAAAAAAUGGUGCGACGAGGACGACCAAGUGAUACAUUACUUUGAUUUGAAGUAAAUUUUCUUUCAAAAAAGAAACCAUCGAUAUCAAAUUAAUCAAAACAUCACAAUUGAUUAUUGUUUUAAACAAUUCGGACUGCUAACCAACAUCGGUUGCUUUUCACAAAAUAAAACAUCAGGUCUGUGAAGUAUGUCGGCGUUUACAGAGUCUGCAUUGUUGAAAAAACUCCAAGAACUAAACUCCAGUCAACAGAGCAUUCAAACAUUAUCCUUAUGGUUGAUCCAUCACCGGAAACACCAUCAAGCAAUCAUCAAAACCUGGUACAAGGAGCUGCAGAAUGUUCCAGAAUCGAAAAAACUGACUUUCAUGUAUUUGGCCAAUGAUGUUAUUCAGAAUAGCAAAAAGAAAGGUCCCGAAUAUGGUCGAGAAUUUGGGAUAGUGUUGCAAAAAGUGUUCGCCUAUAUCGGUGAUAAUUGUAGGAAUGAAAAACUGCUCGGAAGUUUGGGCAGAAUCCUGAACAUCUGGGAAGAACGUGGCGUCUAUGAUUUUAAAUUAAUCGCUGAUUUUAGAGCCAAGUUAAAUAGAACUGCCGAACAGAUUGAGCCACCACCCAAAGAGAAGGAAAAAGACCACAAAGAAAAGAAACUCAAAAGGACCAGGUCAACUUCGAGUUCGGAUAAAAAAGAAAAAGUAUCCAAACCCGAGGAUGGCAACGGAGUGACAGAGAUCGAUUUAAGCCCGCAUUUACCACUUGGCGAGCCUCCAGAGCCCGAGGAACUGAUUAAGGCUUUGAUGGAAAUCGAGAAUUCAGCGUCAAGUGAUGCAAUUGUGCGGGAGAGGAUUGCCAAUUUACCCCCAGAAAUAUCAGAAAUCACGUGUCUGGCCAAGCUAGAAGACAAAGAUGCAGCGAAGGCAUUGGCUACACAGGUCAACGAAGCUGUUCAAUUGCUUAACGAAUACAACACAAGACUUGCCUCCGAAAUGGAAGAACGAACAAAAUUGGCAACGAUGUUGAGAGAUUUUCAAGCCGAGCAAAAAGAGCUAUUGGCGCAAGCUGAAGAAAGACAUGAGGAGUACACUCAAAAACUGGUAAAAUUGAAAGCUGUCCAAAAAGAACUGCAAGAUCAUCUCUCUAAUCUACCUGACUUGACUCAGCUUCCCGAUGUAACUGGCGGCCUAGCUCCACUUCCAUCAGCUGGAGAUCUCUUUAACAUUCACUGAACAAUAUGUAUUUUCUCCAAACCAGAAAAAAACCUUACGUAAUUUUAAAACAAAACAAACAUAAAAACAAAUACAUAAUUACAAUACAAAUAAACACAUAGGUUAUACUACAAACAAUUCGUCAAGUUUUUGUUCUCACCGUUAGGUUAACUUUUUCCUUAUUUUUUUUUUAAGUUUGACACAUUUUGUUAAGAUUCACAUGAUAACAACUUUUUUGCUUCCACAAUUUACCAAAAAUUUGUACUAAUAUUUUUUCGCUAGCAAAAAUUAAAUAUAUAUGUAUAUGUACGUUUUAAUAUUGUUGCAAAUCGAAAACACGAAACAAAAACAUAACAUUUUAUCGAAAAUGUUUUGAAAUUCGAUCAAAAUUAAAAUCGUGUGUCGAUAACACGAGUGGAUAGAGGAAAUUGUCAAUAAAUAUGAAAACUAUUAUAUAAAUGUGAA
Eupeodes corollae is the source of this 1680-nucleotide messenger RNA. RefSeq names its product regulation of nuclear pre-mRNA domain-containing protein 1B. Gene Ontology annotation, cellular component: RNA polymerase II, holoenzyme. The coding region runs from base 205 to 1236 and encodes 343 amino acids. The record is from RefSeq and is a predicted model, not a curated record. The transcript has 4 exons. Gene Ontology annotation, molecular function: RNA polymerase II complex binding. Gene Ontology annotation, biological process: mRNA 3'-end processing. NCBI's taxonomy places the organism in Eukaryota, Metazoa, Arthropoda, Insecta, Diptera, Syrphidae.